AUUUGUUCCCGAGGUGACGUCAUUGGGCUGGGCUGAAAAACAUGAAACUAACGGAGCAAAAGCGAGAGCGAGAUCUGCUCCGCGCAUCCUCUGCCUCUGCGAAUUUACCAAAAUACGCAAAAUACGCAUCCACAGAUUCUUCCUAAUCCUUAGUCCACACUGGGAUUGUGGGCAUGGUGGAUCGUCAUCGGGCCUGACCCGUUAUAACUCAUGGAAAAACAGGAAGGAACAGGUGCCACUGGGAAACCCAGUGGGCUCAAACCUCCAAGUAAAAUAGCACGUCCAUCUGGGGUACCAACAAGGACACUCCCAUCCUCUGGUACACCAAAGUCCAUUCCCUCUGAGAAGUCCCCUGUUGGUGUAACAUCUCCAUCUCAAGAUGCCACUGUAGAUUUUCAGAUUGGAGAGAGGGUCUGGGUCAAUGGAAACAAACCCGGUUAUGUACGAUUUAUUGGAGGGGCACAAUUUGCCCCUGGUCAGUGGGCAGGUAUUGAGUUGGAUGAGCCAAUUGGGAAGAACAAUGGUUCUGUGGCGGAGGUUGUGUAUUUUAAGUGUGAAGAUGGUCGAGGAAUAUUUACUCGACCGUCAAAGUUAUCAAGGACCUCUCUCCCAGAAAAGGUGGCCAAUGGGGGUGAGGCCAGCCCAGCACAAGGCUCUGGAGGCUCUGCACCAAAUGAGCCUGCACCCUCUGCUGCUACCUCAACUGCUCAGGGAUCUGGCAUCAAAGCGACUAGUGCACUUGCACGAAAACUUGUAACCAGCGAAUCAGUUUCUAACCUGUCAGAUCCAGACUCCAUAAAGAAGAACAAACGAGAGUUGAGACUAGGAGACCGUGUGCUGGUGGGUGGGACAAAGGCCGGUGUAGUGAGGUUUCUUGGUGAGACAGACUUUGCCAAAGGAGAGUGGUGUGGAGUGGAACUUGAUGAACCUCUUGGCAAAAAUGAUGGGGCUGUGGCAGGAACAAGAUAUUUCCAGUGCAUGCCACGGUAUGGUCUGUUUGCCCCGGUCCACAAGGUAACACGUAUUGGAUUUCCCUGUACAACGCCUACAAAGACAAAGUGCUCACGCCGCAGGUCCGGUGUCAUGAGGAGUCCCAGUGCCUCCUCCAUCAGUUCUCUCAGCUCUGCCACUUCAUCAAUCAGCGGAAAGCCGAGCAGAGCAGGACUGUUGACAGAGACAUCAGCACGCUACGCACGCAAGAUUUCUGGUACCACAGCAUUGCAGGAAGCUCUGAAGGAGAAGCAGCAACACAUUGAGCAACUUUUAGCUGAGCGGGAUCUGGAAAGAUGUGAAGUUGCAAAGGCCACAAGCCAUGCAGGAGAGGUGCAGCAAGAACUGGUUCUGCUGAGGAAAUGUCGAGACCAGUAUGCCAUAGAUAUGGAGGCAAAACUGGAUCAACUGCGUUCACUAGUUGAAGCUGCAGAUCGAGAAAAAGUGGAACUGCUAAAUCAACUUGAAGAAGAGAAAAGGAAAGUUGAGGAUUUGCAAUUUCGUGUUGAAGAGGCAUGCAUUACCAAAGGAGACUUGGAGACGCAGACGAGGCUGGAGCAUGCCCACAUAAAGGAGCUAGAGCAGAGUCUGCUUUUUGAAAAGACCAAAGCUGAAAAACUCCAGAGGGAUUUAGAGGACGCUAGGGUGGCCACUGUGUCGGAGCGAUCACGCAUCAUGGAGCUGGAGCGAGAGGUGUCUGAUUUUCAGCUCCGGCUCAGAGUGGUCCAGCAACAGGAGGAUGCUGUGUCUCUCUCUCAGCAACAAAUCAGCAGCCUCAAAACACAGGUUCAAGCCCAGGAGAAAAAGAUCAGCGAACUGAGUGUGGAUCUGGAGAGCAAACAGAAGGAGCUUCAGUCUGCACUGCAAUAUAAGAUUUCACUUGAGCAGCAGUUAUCCAGCAUGAGAAAAGAGGCUGAGCUGCUUGCAGAGGAAAAUAGGAAAACAAUGCAAGAGUUAGAGCACAGUGUUAUUCAGACAAAUAAAAACUAUCAAUCUCUGAAAGAGGAAAGCCAGCACAGAGAGAGUGAGCUUAAGGUCCAGCUGACACAGGCAAAUGAGGAAACAGAAAAGCAUUCACUUUCUCUUGUGGAGCUUACUGUCGAGAAUAAGGCCCUGCAAACACAGCUUGAGGCUUUGAAACAGCAGAAUGCUAAAUACAAGGAGGAACUUUCAUUAUCAAGGGAGCGGAACAACUCUGAAAACCAGCACACUGGAGCACUCUGCAAGGAAAUUGAAGAGCUGAAUGUGGCUUCCCGCAGUCAGCUUUGUGAGGAACAUAACAGCCAAGAGUCGAGCAGAGAAACUGGUUUAACUGACAAAGACAGGGAACUAGAAUCCCUGAGAAAUGAGAUUGCAGUGCUGCGGGGGGAGAGUGCAGUGGCAAAGACUCUUCAGAGGGCAGUGGAGACACUGGAGAGGGAUAAAGCUGAGCUCCAGAGUCGGGUUCAAAGUUUAGAGCAAAGGCUCAAGGGAAAACAGGUCUCAAAUGAAGACCAGGACGACCCUGCAGGUGAUGCAGCUUUUCAGCAGCUUAGAGAAGAGAAGGAGUUUGCAGAGGGACAGAGUCAUCAGACACAGGAUAAGGAGGUGGACAUGUUUCUCUGCAGAAAUAAACCCCAUAAGCUGCUUCCAGACUCGAGCGCUAAGCCUGCGCUAAGAGGCAAAGAGGAGGAGGAUAAAGCAAUGUGA
Molecule: messenger RNA, 2679 nt
Organism: Boleophthalmus pectinirostris (great blue-spotted mudskipper)
Lineage: Eukaryota; Metazoa; Chordata; Actinopteri; Gobiiformes; Gobiidae
Gene: clip1b
Product: CAP-GLY domain containing linker protein 1b
Exons: 21
Coding region: 211-2679 (822 amino acids)
Biological process (GO): cytoplasmic microtubule organization; positive regulation of microtubule polymerization
Cellular component (GO): cytoplasm; microtubule plus-end; nucleus
Molecular function (GO): microtubule plus-end binding
Source: RefSeq, a predicted model, not a curated record